AGAUUUCCCUUUUUAUUCAACAUGUCACUGUAUUAUAUUCAAAAGUUUAACAAUUUUUUCAACUACUCGUGGUCCAUUUUUUCAACUACUCCGACAUGCCGCUCGUCAUUCAUUGUGUCUUUCGGCCUAAAAGAAGCUUCCAUUUGUUUGUUAAUCCUCUAUUCGUUAAUAUUUUCAUUUUUACAUUAUUGGAGGAUGAGACCCUGGAGAAGAAAGAAGGUGAGUGAGCAGAGGGAGUGGUUCUUGAAAAACGGCAGCACUUUCCUACAAGAACUCAUCGCAGAUUCCAACGGUAUUUCAAACCCGAUCCGGUUCUUCUCUUCGGAUCAAAUCCUCAAGGCCACGGAUCGAUUCCAUCCAAACUGCUUUAUCUCUCGUCACAGAUUCUUCACCUGGUACAAGGGCGUCAUCGAAGACCGACCUUACGCCAUCAAGAAAUUCACAGACUCAUGGUUUUCAGAAGAGAGUGAGCGAGAGGUUUACAACGACAUCGUUUUAUCUGCUCGGGUAAGCAACCAUAGUAGCUUUCUCAAACUUUUAGGAUGCUCUCUCGAGUUUCCACUUCCGGUUAUUGUAUUCGAAUACCCAGAGAAUGGAGUUUUGAACGAGCAAGGAGCUUGCGAGGACGGCACGUUAUUGCCUUGGAAUGUUAGACUGAAGAUUGCCAAGGAGGUGGCGGUUGCAGUGACUUAUCUCCACACGGCUUUCCCUAGGAUUAUUAUUCACAGAGAUAUCAAGCCGACUAAUGUUUUCUUGGAUAAGAACUGGAAUGCUAAGCUGACUGAUUUCACGUUUUCGGUAUCACUCCCUGUGGGGAAGUCCUGGAUUAAGGAUAAAGUGGUGGGAACUUUCGGUUACAUAGAUCCGGUUUACUUCUCCAGGGGUUUAGUGACAGAGUACACAGAUGUGUUCAGUUUUGGAAUCUUUAUGUUGGCUCUUUUGUUGGGAAGAGCGGCUGUUUUUGCUGGAUCAAAUGGGUAUCAUUGUAAUAUUCUUGAUUAUGUGAAGGAUCUGCAGGAGAGAGGAGAACCUCUUGAAUUCGUGGGUGGUGUGAACGAUAUGAUGCCUGGUCAGAUGAAUAUGUUUCUCGAUUUGGCACUGAGAUGCUGCCAGGGGAGGAGUGAAGACAGGCCAAAGAUGAUUUUGGUGGCAAAAGAGAUUAAGAUAAUAGAAAAAGGAUCCCAUGAUUGUUCUGAGGAUGAUCAAAUUUAAGAUUUUGAGAUUAUGCUCAUGUUCGGGUUGUGUGUUGUUGGAUUUCUAAUUUUUAAGAGUUUUUGUUUUCUAAAACAUCUCUUUUAUUCAGGACAAAAAAUUCAUUUUUAGGUAUAUAAUCUGUAUUAUGCUCA
Messenger RNA from Brassica napus (rape), 1346 nucleotides. RefSeq names its product serine/threonine-protein kinase ZRK1-like. Bases 22 to 1212 code for a protein of 396 amino acids. The transcript has a single exon. Lineage: Eukaryota; Viridiplantae; Streptophyta; Magnoliopsida; Brassicales; Brassicaceae. Gene Ontology annotation, cellular component: plasma membrane. The record is from RefSeq and is a predicted model, not a curated record. Gene Ontology annotation, molecular function: protein serine/threonine kinase activity; ATP binding. Gene Ontology annotation, biological process: protein phosphorylation; cell surface receptor signaling pathway.